AUGGACGACCCUCCGAAGAAGCAGCAGAGGAAGAGACCGAAGAAGCCAGUUCCUGGCUCCACCGACGACCCGGAGUCCAGACGAGCCCUGCAGCACCACCCACGUGGACGGCAACCACGCACCGGCAGAUCGCCUCCUGCCUUGCGAUGGAAGCGCGUUCUCCAAGCACGUUCGCCACGUGCUCUGUCGGCUGACUCGACGAGCUCCGCUCCGUCAUGCUCGCCCACGCAAGCGAGUGCGACGCCAUCCGCACGCGCCCCACCUGCCUUGGACACUCCCUUCCGCGCAUUUCCUUUCGAUGCGCCGAAGACGACUGCCAGCGGCCACCACGCCGCACCGUCCGCUUCAACGGACACCACCGAGGAGGCCCCCACUUCGGCUGCCUCUACCGACGACGGUGCCAGCUGCCCGUCGACCGGCGACACCAAAGAGAGUGCCGGCACUUUCUUCUCGCCAACCGCAAGCAUGAUUGGUGCCGACACUACGUCAUCCCGCACGGACGCGAUCACGUCACCCGAGGCAAGUCCUGUCCGCCCGGAGAGCCCCUCGCUUUCGUCACCUCCGCUCAACACCACGGAGUCGACCGCACCAGACGAGGGUCCCUGCGCGACGGCGGUGGUGCCUCCCGUCGGUGACGAGGAUCCCGCCGACGGCCCCUCGUCCAACGACAGCCGGCCGAGAACGCCUACUCCAGUUGCUGAGGGAACAGGGCAGCACUUGCUCAGGAACUCUCCGCUGCCGCUCGCGGCCGCCGAGGACGCCCAAGCCUGCCAGUCGGCAGCUGUACAUCUUAAACACGCCGCAAGAAUGAGACACCGUUUCCGACGGUUCGUCGACUUCGAGCCUAACACCCCACCCGCUGACGGCGGUGUCGCUCAUGAUACCACCGUCACGGUUCUCUACCGGCCCAUGGAGCGCAAAGCCACUUUCUUGGCCCUCUCGCGGCACAGUAUCGCCGCUCAGCUGUGCUCCGUACCAGGCGUGAGACGCGUUCGCGUCAACUUCCGUCGUAACGUGGUGGCUGCAGAUGUGACGCGUGACCCUCCUCGAACUGUGCGACAUCGUGACGAAUCGUCACUAUCACCUUUGUCGGGAGCGUCGUACCAACCAACGUUCGGCUCUUCAAACAACUGCGCGCCGUCCGUGCUCGACUGCCCCGGCCACUUCAAUGUGACCGCUUCGGCGUCUUCGGCCACGCCGGCGCCACCUGCUUCCGCGACGCCCGCUGCCUCCGCUGCGGCGUGUUUUAGCGAGCUCGAUUGGUCCAUCUCUUCACCGUCUGAAGAGCUGGGCAGCGGGACUGCGACCCUUUCAGCAAGGGAUCCGUCCUGCGUCAGAGACAGGGUGUUCGCCGGCGUCGGCUCCACAGCUACUGCAGGAGCCGCUGGGAUCGUGGUGCUGUCAAGUGGGACCCCAGGCUGGGCGACAACCGCAGGAUGA
This is a messenger RNA of Dermacentor andersoni, 1440 nucleotides long. The record is from RefSeq and is a predicted model, not a curated record. Lineage: Eukaryota; Metazoa; Arthropoda; Arachnida; Ixodida; Ixodidae.